GUGGAAGAAGGGGGAUCUGGAGAAAAGGCAGCCCUGCAGCUACAACAAGGGGCAGAGGUUAAAUCUGUUGGCAUUUUGAUCACAAGUAUGGUCACUGCAUACCCUCUCCCUGAAGGCUUCACUGAAUUAGAGGUGUUUGCCAUCGGCACUGCCCUGCUGGUAGAAGCCUUGCUUGGUUUCUGUCUGAAUGGCUUGACAAUUAUUUCUUUCCGAAAAAUCAAAGAACUUCGAACACCCAGCAAUCUGCUGGUUCUCAGCAUUGCACUGGCCGACUGUGGGAUCUGCAUCAACGCAUUCAUUGCUGCCUUUUCCAGCUUCCUAAGGUACUGGCCCUACGGCUCUGACGGCUGUCAAAUUCAUGGAUUCCAGGGCUUCUUGACAGCACUAGCCAGCAUUAGCUCCAGCGCUGCCAUUGCCUGGGACCGGUACCAUCACUACUGUACAAGGAGCAAGCUGCAGUGGAGCACAGCCAUCUCCAUGAUCAUGUUUGCAUGGCUGUUUGCUGCCUUCUGGUCUGUGAUGCCCUUACUGGGAUGGGGGGAAUACGACUAUGAACCCCUCCGAACGUGCUGCACCCUGGACUACAGCAAAGGGGGCAGAAACUACAUCACGUUCCUUUUUGCUCUGUCCAUUUUCAAUUUCAUGAUCCCGGGCUUCAUCAUACUGACAGCCUAUCAGUCUAUACAUCAGAAGUUCAAGAAAAGUGGGCAUUAUAAGUUUAAUACUGGUUUACCAUUGAAGACACUGGUCAUUUGCUGGGGUCCCUAUUGCCUUUUAUGCUUCUACGCAGCAGUUGAAAAUGUGAUGUUCAUUUCACCAAAAUACCGCAUGACUGUACCAACGGUGGAUGCCUUUGUAUAUGCCCUGGGGAAUGAGAACUACAGAGGAGGAAUAUGGCAGUUCCUCACAGGACAGAAGAUUGAAAAAGCAGAGGUUGAUAACAAAACUAAAUAA
This is a messenger RNA of Mesitornis unicolor (brown roatelo), 954 nucleotides long. RefSeq names its product retinal G protein coupled receptor (gene RGR). Gene Ontology annotation, biological process: G protein-coupled receptor signaling pathway; phototransduction; visual perception. The record is from RefSeq and is a predicted model, not a curated record. Gene Ontology annotation, molecular function: G protein-coupled receptor activity. The transcript is spliced from 7 exons. Bases 88 to 954 code for a protein of 288 amino acids. Gene Ontology annotation, cellular component: membrane. NCBI's taxonomy places the organism in Eukaryota, Metazoa, Chordata, Aves, Mesitornithiformes, Mesitornithidae.